CGGGUACGCAGUGAAGGGCGGCCCGAUCUCGUCCAGGUGGUCACGUGAAGUGAAUGUCUGGUGACGCUUGGCCCAUCGCUUGUCACGAAGUAUGCGGGCACAACUCGAGCAGCGGCCGGGCACACCACACGCCGGACUGAGAGCUCCUACAGGCACAACACACACAACACACACAUGUCAUUGGAUGGCCUGCACUGUGGCGCGUGCCCUCUCCCCCCCUCUCUCUUCUUUCUCUAGAGUGAAGAGCCGCGAGCUUUGCAAAGAUCUGCCGAUGGCGCAGAUCUCUAUCGUGUGUGCUGUCUGGUGACUCAUACGUACUCGCUGGAUCAUUGCUCUCUCGCUGUGCAUCCACUUGCAAAGGUACGCCUUCUCUAUGCACCAUUCACACACGCUGUGUGCAGGUUUGCGGACGUGUGGACCUCCCUGCUCAUGGUGUGGUGUGCCAACUUCAGGUGUGUGAUCGUUCGACGUUCGCCGGCCAUCCUCUGGACUGCAUACAACCGCCUUGGACGCCUGACAAAUCGCCUCGUUCGACAAUGCUGACCCUUGUCGGGCUCAAAUGGGUCGCUGUUGGCCUGCUGGGCUCGGUUGCGGCCAUGGCCAGCGACUCCGCUGGUUUCUCCACAAAGGCUGACUAUUCGCAACCUAUCGUCAUAGCCGGCGGAGGUAAGCCACCGCACCGAUGUCCCCAGGCUUUCCACAGUGAUUUGCCCCUCUCUCCUUUGCAUAGGCCCUGCGGGACUCUCGACAGCGCUGAUGCUCGCCAAGCGAGGCUUUCGCGACAUCACUGUGCUCGAGGCGAUGAGCGCAAAAAACUACCUGAAAGACACCGACCGCAGCUACCGCAUGGGGCUUCAUCCCCGAAGCCAGUGGGUCCUGGAGAGCCUCGGGGCAGCCGACGCCGUCAAGGCUGACGCCUCCCUCGACAUUGGGAAGAACGCGACGAUUGUCCGGCCUGAAGGCGUGACAGUACGGAGGAUUUUCAGAGACCCGACUGACAAGAGGGGAGCUAGCAAAGGGGACGGCAAGAGCCGCAAGCGCACGUACAACGAUUAUUGGCUAGUGACGCGGCAGACUCUGGUGCGAGGUCUGUUCCGUACUGUGCGGAGAAAGUACCCGCGUUGCAUUCGAGUCAUCUUUGACGCCAAAGUGGACUCUGUGCGGAUCACUGAACGGCAAAGCCGCCCCGUGGAAGUGACGUUUACCAAGCCGUCGCGGGUGCCUUUCUGGAGGAGUCCGGUCAUGACAAUACGGCAGCUGAACGCAUCUCUCGUGCUCGGUACUGACGGCUAUCGCAGCAAGGUGCUGGACGCCAUGAAGGAGCUCAAUCCAGACUUCAAAGAAGUGGUCCUCUCCCAGUGUCCACGGCUUCCGGCCAAAGAGAGCCGCAGAAGGUACAAGGUGCUGUCUUUCCCUGGCAAUGUCACCUUCUGCUUCUCACCGAGGUCACAAGGCAACAGCAGUGCCCCUCCGCAGCGCUACCAGCUACACCACGACACCCUCGGCCUUUUCUAUUCCGCAAAGGACAACGUCCGAAUGAGCCUCUUCCAGGCACCCAGGAAGACUUCGCUUCGCCCCGGCGUCAUCGCCGUCGACAAGAGCCACAAACUGCUGUCUCUUAAGACGUGCGAUGCGGUGCUGGAGUACUUCGGGGAGGUAUUUCCACAUCUGCGGCCGAUCCGCGUGUUCAUAUCUCGAGAGGAGGCCGAUCGCUUCGCCAAGUCGCGGCCGGGGACGCUGAGUCUUCCGCGGUAUGUCUGGCCGCUGCACUAUGGGGACCGACUGGUACUGCUUGGCGACUCAGCACACUCUGUGCCGCCCAACAUGGGGCUGGGCGUCAACGCAGGUAAGAGGGCAGCGCACAGAAGAGGGGUUGCACGUUUUUUAGCACGAUGUGUGUCUUCUCUGCAGCUUUGGACGACUGUCGUGCUUUGAAGGAAGCACUCGACAAGGCUGGGGAUGACCUAGCGAUGGCACUCCCACUGUACAGCGAGCUGCAGGGCAAGGAGGCCCAGUCGCUUGCACUGCUCGAGUAUCGGCACUCGCUGACGCCCGCCUCGGCGAUGUUCAGGCAGCUGACGCCCCUCCAGCGUCUCGAUUGGCACGUCGAGAAGAGGCUGCGGAGCAUGCUAAGAAAGCUCCUGCCGUGGCUCUUUUCGACAGAAUUCGAGACCAUCCCGCUGCGGACAGCAUACGGCGGGAGCCUCACGAAGGUGCUCAGAGAGGCAGAUGCUCUGGCCAACACUGCGAGGGCUGCAAAGCUGGCGCUAGUAGCGACUAUCGUUCUCGCUGGAGUCCGCGAAGCCAUCCGCAGGGGACUCGUUGAGGUGGUGUGGAGCACCUAACAGAGAAUGAACAGCCCAAGUCCUGGCGCGAAAACCCGGGCGCCAGAGGGUGAGUGCAAGUUUAUCUAGUGUGAGGGCAUGGUGUGCGUGUUUGGAGGGGUCGAGAGUGUGAAAAUGUCAACCGCUCGUGUGUGAAGAGUGUAUGCGGGCGCAUGGUUUUGACCUUGCCUGAGUGUGUCUUUUUUGUGUGAGUGGUGUUUUUUGAUGCGGCGUAUGCUCGUCAAGGUCAUGGUGAGUGAAGGCCACGUAAGUGUGUUGCGUCCGGUGAGGUUCUGGUGCCCUCAGGGUAGCCUAAGGCGGGGCGAGGGAUGUCUAUCAUAUACACAUCUCUAUGUAUGUAUGUAUGUAUGUAUGUAUGUAUGUGUGUGUCAGUUGAAGGUAGACCCUGUCGGAACGCACAACAAUGGACACACACAUGUAUCUCGUGCAUCCACAUCCCUCGUAGUCGGGCCGGAUUCGAGUGUCACGCUGACUGGCAUG
This is a messenger RNA of Vitrella brassicaformis, 2825 nucleotides long. NCBI's taxonomy places the organism in Eukaryota, Vitrellaceae. The record is from the annotation of a GenBank genome assembly.